Molecule: messenger RNA, 3856 nt
Organism: Drosophila novamexicana
Lineage: Eukaryota; Metazoa; Arthropoda; Insecta; Diptera; Drosophilidae
Exons: 7
Coding region: 764-2674 (636 amino acids)
Biological process (GO): antigen processing and presentation of peptide antigen via MHC class II; protein polyubiquitination; immune response
Cellular component (GO): cytoplasm; late endosome membrane; early endosome membrane
Molecular function (GO): MHC protein binding; zinc ion binding; ubiquitin protein ligase activity
Source: RefSeq, a predicted model, not a curated record
CGAUUCAAAGAUGCAGCCACACUUCAGUGUUGUCGCAGCCCUUGUUUCUGCAAGUGCGUUUCUGUCGCAGGUUAAAUCAAAAUGUCUUUGUUUUAUUUAACUUCAGCAAAUUGCUUCUGAUAAAAUAUAUAUAAAUAUGUGCAAGCUCGCACAUAGCAAGCAUUGCAAAUUACGGUCCGUGUUAAUGCGCCACAAAAACGUACUUAAACAUCCAAUUUAAUAAUUGCAUUGUGCAUAAGCAAAAUAUAUAAUAAUAGACACGCCACACACACACGCACACACACACACAUUUGCGUCUAGAAUACAAACUAGCAGAUAUUGUAAAAGUUCAUUGCCUUAAAAACCUACGCGAAGUGCAAUAGAUGUUUAAUUUUUAUUUAGCAAGAAAUCAAAGUCCCAGCCAAAGCAAGCUGUGCGAAGUCAACGAACAAAAAGUGUGAAAAAACAUCAAUCAGACAAGGCAUUUGCUAUAAAUAAAGCAGCAGCAGCAGCAGCAGUGCCAGCAUCUGUUUCCCAUUUCAAAACAAACAAAUGCUAAAGAAUACCAACAGCAACAACAACAUCAUAACAAGAGAGCACAUAUCGACUAUCGCAAACGCGAAAGACAGCGCCAGGGACUCUGCAAAGGGUCACGGCGGCGGUCAGCAACAUAAAACGUCACAAAAAAAAAAUCAUAAUAAUAACAUAACAACAACACAACGCGUUAGGACUGCUACGGCAUAGAGCAGCAAAGAAACAAAAAACAAAAACAAACAGCACAAAAAUGUCGUGUGAAAACGCAAAAACCUCAUCAGAUAUUGAGCACGUAGACUGGAGCACCGGUGGCUCUGGCCAGCACUACGCAAAUGUCAGAUUCGGCUCUGGCAGCAGCCAGGCAUCACAGAACAGCGGCGACAUUUGCCGCAUCUGCCACUGCGAGAGUGAUCCACAGAAUCCGCUGCUGACGCCCUGCUACUGCUCCGGCAGUCUGAAGUAUGUGCACCAGGCGUGCCUGCAACAGUGGCUGACCGCAUCGGCGACCAACUCCUGCGAGCUGUGCAAGUUCCCCUUCAUCAUGCACACCAAAAUAAAGCCCUUCAAUGAGUGGCGCAGCCUUGACAUCUCCAGCAUUGAGAGGCGCCGGCUAUGCUGCACGGUGCUCUUCCACUGUGCGGCCGCCCUGUGUGUCAUCUGGUCGCUGUGUGUGCUCAUCGAGCGCGCCGCAGAUGAUGUAAAACGUGGAGUGAUUGAUUGGCCCUUCUGGACAAAGCUGGCCGUUGUCACCGUUGGCCUGACGGGCGGCGUUGUCUUCAUGUACAUCCAGUGCAAGGCCUAUCUGCAUCUGUGCCAUCGCUGGAAGGCACUCAACAGAAUCCUGCUCAUACAGAACGCGCCGGAGAAGAUACAUCCGUUGGCGCCGCCAUCGCCAGUGGCUGCCCACCAUCACUUCAGCGAGAGGCACAGCUCGCUGGGCCAUGGUGCGGUCAAUGGCACCGUGGAGAUCAAUGCCUCUGGCGGCGCAAAUCAUGCCGUUCACGACUCGAGCUGCGGCGCCUUGGAGCAUGCGUCGUCGGCGGGUCUGCAUCAGCAUCAACAGCAAAUGCAGCUGCAGCUGCAGCAGCGCCUGCUGAACGCCUCGCCGCAGCACAUGCUGCAGCUGGACGUAGUGCCGCACAGCAGCAGCUGCGCGGGCACCCAGACCGAGGAUUCGCAUGCACAGCGGCAGCAGACGGGCCAGCAGCUGGGUCAGGUGGCUGUGGCGGCCAACAUUGAGUGCUCCCAGUCGCAGCACAACUACGACCGCGACUGGGCACUGGACGAUGUCGUCUCGCAGAUCUCAUCGUUUCGGCCCUGCCCGCAGGGCUCGGGCAGCAUGACACCGUUCCAUGACUCCAUACACAAUGUGCUGGAGCACUCGGAGAGCUCCAGUCGCGGCUCGGCCACAGAUCUGUGCGCCGGCUCGCGGCAAGAUCUCAGUGCCAGCGGCAUUUCCACAGACACCGGCCGUGAGCACGCGAUGCAGCUAAGCAGUUUUAGUGGCAGCGGUGAGCACAAGGCGCCCUCGAUCAGUUCCGGCGUCUCGCAUGCCGUGGCCAAUGGACUGGGCGGCUUUGCUUACAAGCCGCAUCAGUCGAAGCGCUACUCCAAUUCGUCCAUUUUUCUGGAGAACCGUGAUAUACUCAACGACUCGCCCCUGUGCGUGGGCGUGGCAACACCACUUGCCUAUGACUACAGCACGCCACCAAAGAUCGACUAUCGCCACUCCAGCAUACUGGGCACAGAGGAACAAACGGGACUCAGCUGCUGUGCGGUCGCCUCCGACUGUCAACUGGGCAGGGAGGGGGACGUGCGCCGCUACUCGGACACCAAGCUGGACAUGGAGCAGGAGGCCAUGCUAGGCACAAAUGCCGAUGGCGGCGACACCGUGCUGGACAUCGAGCUGCCCACGUCGCCGCUCUCCCCACCAGCUGCAUACGCCAGUCACCACCAGCAUCACCAGCAGCACCAGCAGCAGCUGGUGUUGCGUCGAUCCUUUGACAAAGGCGUGGACGAAACGAAUAAUGGUGCUGGCAUUGGCAGCGCCAGCAAAGCCUCCAAUCGUGCGUCGGCCGAUGCGCAAAUGGAUCGCUCGCGUUUGUUUUUCAAGUCGUUGCCAAAUCUCAGCAGCAGCUGCGAAAGUCUCAUCAAAAAGUGAUUGUGCCCCGCUCACGGAUCCUCAAUACCCUCCACUGUGUCUCUCUAUACAUGUUGAAAGUAUUUGGCGCUGGACCCAGACAGACAGACAGACAGACAGAGCCACAAAUACCAUUUACUUUUUUUUUCAAUACCAUAAUCCUUCCUAUCCUUGGCCCGUUGCCGCUCCUAAUUUAACAUCGUAUCUCGUAAACAUGUUUAACAAAGCCCAUAAACAAUUUUGAGACUGCAAACAUAACAAAACACAAGAAAAUAAUGUACGUUUAGAACAAAACAAAUAUAGUUUCAUUCGAAAAGAAAGAAAAAAAACAACAGUAUCUAUAUCUAAAUAUAGAUUUAUAUAGACAGGCACUGAACAAAUGAGCAAAACUACAUCUUAUAUAUAUAUAUAUAAACCGACUAAAGCUGCAUAAAUUUCCCAUUUUCCCAACUCCUGCCGAACGUAACCCCCUCCCCUUGCCCAACCUUCCACAUCCGCUGCCUAAGCCAAAUCCUUUUAUGUGUAGCUCAUAUAUAUAUAUAUAUAUAUUAUAAUUAAAUGCAAGAAGCAGCAGACGUGAACUUGUGACAUUUUGUAUUUUGUUUCUUAACUUCUAAGUCAAAUGAAAAUUUUAAAAAUUGAUCUGUGAUUAAGCGUCAUUGAAUAUACACAUAAAAACUUAACCUUACAUAACAUAACAUAAAUGAUAAUAACAUUAACAUUAACAGCUGCAAACACAACCGAAGCAAAAAUCAAUGCAAACAACACAAAAAAUAACAAAUCUAAAAUAUGUAAUUUUAAAUGAAUAACAACAACAAAAACAACAACCACAAAACGACUAUUUAAAUGGCAUUUUGAUGAUUAAAAGUGCAAAAGCUCCUGCCUGGAAGCUUCUCCGUGCAGCUACAGCAGCUCUCUAUGUAAAUCCUCAGCUUGCGAAAAAUUGAAGCCGAUUUAGUUAUAGAAUUAGCAUAAUAUAUACAGUGCAUACUUAUGAUCGCGACAAGUUGCCCGGCAUUACAGCAACAGGACAACUACAUUUUUUAUUAUGCAUUCAAAUAUUUAAAUAAAUAUAUGCAAAACAAAUAUAUAAAAAACUAUUCCAAAGAGAAUCACGUCUACUUAACAGGUAACGGGAUUUAUGAGCUGGAACUAUUAAAAGGGAACUAAAUUGAACAAAGUGAACUGCAGAAGUUCCAGAAU